This is a messenger RNA of Arabis nemorensis, 1458 nucleotides long. Lineage: Eukaryota; Viridiplantae; Streptophyta; Magnoliopsida; Brassicales; Brassicaceae. The record is from the annotation of a GenBank genome assembly.
AUGGUUCAUCGUCCUGGUUCACGAUUUGGUCCAAGCGAUUUAGGGGCCGUGAGGCGUUAUCUUCGCAACAUGGUGGAGAGAAACAACAACAGUGACAUAAAAACUAUGGAUKUGUACGAGGACGUGCCGUGGCUUCUAGAUCACGUCUCGGAUCCUCUGUUCAAGAAAAACCUUUGGUACUACUUCGUUCCGAGGACAAAACGAAGCCGAACCGUACCAGGAAGAGGAGAGAGCGAAGGCGGCACAUGGAAAUCCACCGGUAAGAAGAUUAGCAUCGAGGACGGAAACAAGAGGCCGGUCGGUUACAAGCGGAGUCUCGUGUUCAACAGGAAAGUAAAUGGAAAGAUUCCAGAGAAGACCAACUGGCUUAUGACUGAGUUUUCAUUUCACAAGGAUGGUGGUGAGUUCCAAGAUUUGGUCUUGGUUUUGCUCCGAUACAAAAAGGACAAGAAAGACAAUCUUCUUGGAUUCAACGACGCCCCUCCGCUAGAUCAAGAGCAUGAUGAGGUCCCUCAGCUAGAGCAAGAAGAUGUUGAUUUAGAUAAUUAUGUUAACGAGCUUGAGAGCACGUUGAUUGAGGAAGAAGAUCCACAACAAGAGCAACAAAAUACAUCGAAUCUUGGAUUCAACGACGCCCCUCGGCUAGAGCAAGAGCAUGGUGAGGUCCCUCAGCUAGAGCGAGAAGAUCGUGAGGUCCCUCGGCUAGAGAGAGAACUUGUUGAUUUAGAUGAGUUUUUUAAUGAGCUUGAGAGGACGUUGAUUGAGGAAGAAGAUCCACAACAAGAGCGACAACAUACAUCGAAUCUUGCUUUUCCUCCGCAGAGCAACUACAAGGACGACAUGAUCAUGAUGAUGUCGCCUCUUGCUCCUCUUCCUCCUUCUCUUCAAGGUCAAGGUUUUGGGUUCCAAACGAUGAUUACAACGACGCAGAGCAACGGGAACGACUUCUUUAUACCGAGCAACGACAACAACGUCUUUACGCAGAACAACAAUGUAUUGAUGGAGAACAACGGGAACGAAUUAUUUCUACCGAACAUGGAGAACAACAUCUUUAUGCAGACUUUCGACAACAACUUCUCAAUACCGAACAACAACAACGUUAUGAUGCAGAACAACGGGAACGACUUGUUUAUACCGAACAACAAGAACAACGUCUUUAUGCAGAACAACGGGAAUGACUUCUUUAUACCCAACAACGUCUUGAUGCAGAGCAACGACAAUAGCGUCUCGAUGCAGAGCAACGACAAUAACGUCUUGAUGCAGAACAACUUGGUGAUGCAGAGCAACGACAAUAGCGUCUUGAUGCAGAACAACGGGAGCGACUUCUUGAUGCAGAGCAACGACAAUAACGUCUCGAUGCAGAAUAACGGGGACGACUCCAUGUGGAACCAUGUGGAUAAUUUUGGUUUUGAAGGCGCGGAGUAUGUGAUGUUGGACAUAGAUCAACUACUCAUGUAA